Messenger RNA from Cornus florida, 1854 nucleotides. RefSeq names its product F-box protein At3g07870-like. Gene Ontology annotation, molecular function: protein binding. The transcript is spliced from 3 exons. Bases 108 to 1655 code for a protein of 515 amino acids. The record is from RefSeq and is a predicted model, not a curated record. Lineage: Eukaryota; Viridiplantae; Streptophyta; Magnoliopsida; Cornales; Cornaceae.
UAUCUAAUCUGUUAUAGGUAACUGUGGUUUCAUGUUGUAGCCUUUUCGUGAGUCGUGACUGCUAUUUAUCUAAUCUAUUACAGAUUUGAUAGAAUACUAGCCAAGCCAUGAGAAGAAGAAGAAUUUCAACCCUAAUAGGGAACAGAGGAGCAGACAAUGAUGAACAAACUCAGAUACUGGAUUGUUCGGCCAAUGAUCUUCCGAGCCCAAUCGUGGUCGAUAUUCUAUUACGACUCCCUGUGAAGGCAAUUCUUGUUUGCAAAUGCGUUUCUAAAACUUGGCGCAGCUUAAUUUCGGACCCCCAUUUUGCAAAGAUGCACUUCUCACGUCAACAGCCCUGUCCUUUGAUUCGGACAUUGGAUUCGACGCUCGUGUCAAGAAUGCUCUACUUGAUUGAGCCUGAAACUUGCAACAAUUUUGAUCUUGGGGACUGCAGUUGCUAUGGUCUCUCUGAUGAAUGUGGCCACCAUGUUAACAUGAAGCUUGACACCAAAUUGAAGAUCCCAUUGCGCAAUGCUGGUCUGGUUCUCAACGGCGAAGAGGGUGAUGCCCAAAUGGGUUGCUUCUCUAAAGGCAGUGGGGUUAAAAGGAAACGCUGCAUCAAAGUUAAACCCAAAGAGCAAAAGUUCAAAAUUGUGAAUUCAUGCAAUGGUUUUCUUUGCUUGUCUGAACCAUUUCGUAAUGAUCCUGUUGUUGUGUGUAAUCCAGUCACGGGUGAGUAUAUAAAUCUUCCAGUGGUUAACAGGGCUGGAGCUGAGGCUGGUGAGAAAACCAAAGAGUUCGGUGAUUGCGGGUUUGGGUUCAGUCCAAAGGCUAAUCAGUAUAAGGUGAUUAGAAUGUUUCAACAAUGGAUAGCAGACCCUAUUACAGGUAGUGAAAGGUAUGGUAGUAGUGCUGAGAUAAACACACUUGGCACAGGAUCAUGGAGAAGCAUUGGUGAUGCUCCCUUUUCAUGUUAUAGGCUAACAUUUCCCACCUAUUUGAAGGGAUGCCUUCACUGGUUCUGUCUCAAUUCCAAGACUUCUAAUUAUAUAGCUUCUUUUAACUUCGACGACGAGCAGUUCCAGUGGGUUCCGCCACCUCCUCGUCAUCAUGAUGUAUUUGAUGACAGUUGCACGGUUAGUUUGAAUACAGUGAGUAAUGUAUCCAUGGGAGUACUAAAAGGCUGUUUGUGCAUGUCUGAUGCCUCCAGUUACUGUCCUAUUGUCAUAUGGGUUAUGAAGAAAUAUGGUGUUAAAAAAUCUUGGAGAAAAAUGUUUUCUAUUGACACCGGUAAUUGUGAGAGGUGGCCUAUUGAUUUAUAUCAGCCAAUAAAUUAUCUCAAAAAUGGAACGUUAUUGAUGUUUCAAUAUUUCACAAGCUCUCUGAUUUGUUAUGACCCCAAACGAUCACAAGAACUUAAAUAUCUUAAACUUCGUGGCGUUAAAUCAAAAUUUGAAGCAAUUGCUCAUAUUCCAAGUUUCAUUUCACUUAAGGAAGCCAUUGUUGGAGAUAAUGUGGUGGUCCUGAAUAUCAAUUCAAGGUGUGCAAAAUUCAAAGUGCUGGGUGAGACUAAAGCUCUUUCGUUGGCGGAAGAAGAUAGGGAUAUGGCAUCUGAUUCAUUGUCUUCAUAUUCUGAUACUGAUGACUGGAAGCACUUGUGGCAGAGGUGGUGAAGCCAAAACGUUUGCUGCAAUUCAAAGUGCCAGGGGAGACUAGAGCUCUUUCAUUAGCGGAAGAAUUCCGAGAAAGGCUGUUUUGAAUUGCUCGCCUUUUGAUUGUUAGGUGGAGGCAGGGUAAGGAAAUUGAUGUUAUGCUUAGAUUAACUACUUUAUAAUCGAAGCUAAUACCUGGAGGUAUUGGUUUUUUGAGCAA